Drosophila melanogaster (fruit fly) is the source of this 2555-nucleotide messenger RNA. It is a transcript of the gene mr, whose product is annotated as morula. NCBI's taxonomy places the organism in Eukaryota, Metazoa, Arthropoda, Insecta, Diptera, Drosophilidae. The transcript has 8 exons. Bases 79 to 2487 code for a protein of 802 amino acids. The record is from RefSeq and is marked reviewed.
GCAUUAUCAUCACCAUUGGCGUUUGAUUCAGAGUUUCAAGCAAUGUUUUGCACUGUUUAAAAUAAUUACACACAAGCGAUGUGCGACUUUGACGCUUUGUGGGCGGAUGUACUGAGAAUCUUUCCGGUUUUGGGUGGAGCGAACGCUGUAUCCAAUGAUCCGGUUGAGGAGAAUGUAUUCCAAAAUGUUCGCCAGCACCUGAUGGUGUUGGGCAGCAUAGACACCUUCGCGGCGGUUGUGGACCUGGAAAUCCAGUCGACUAUUCGGAAUGUCCUGGUGCCCAAGUUCUGGAAGCACAUCCACGACGGCUUGGUCUCGUCUAAAUUGCAGGGCUGGAUUAACGACCAAGCUCUGGCCAUAGAAGCACUGCCCGAUAAGAACGGACUGUUCACCCAGUUCAUCGACGCCAUCAAUGAGCUGCAUGACAGCUUUCAGAGCCUGAUGCAGGUGAAGCCCAGGCUGAUCCAGCUAGUUGGAGCUGAGACAAAGCCCACCGCAAAGACGGUGAAGCUCAUGCAGGAGGAAGGCAUUAAGAACUGCUUAAGGGACUGCUUGCUGGCUCAACUGCCACCCAAUUUCAGUGUGGUCGUUGGGGCCUUCUACUGGGUGCACUUUAAGCUCUUCACCAAGGCCUCAAAUCUCGCAUUGACCACAGUUGACUCUGAUGUUUUCGAUGAGCUCCUCUGCGUUGGCUGCAACUUCGAAGCAGAGCAAUGCUGCUGCCAAAGGCUGACGGAUAUGGUUAACAAGACAAACAUGAAGCUCUUCGAGAUGAACCUCAUUGACCGUCUAACUGGGAGUGCUUUAACCGCUCUCAUCAAGCUUAAAAUCAAGGAGCACAUCAGCGAUACAUGCAUGGGAAUCUUCGACAGAAGUCAUCUUAAGCAACUGGAAACUUGGCUAUCGGAUGUCAUAAUGUCCUGGCUCACAAACAUAUUCACGGAAUGGAAGUCUAAGGAUAGCAUAAGCGAUAUCGAAGUUCCCGAGUCUGUAAAAUCCUUCAAAGUCAAACUGACUUACUUUAUGUACGAAACGUUUGCCCAAAGCGUUAUUGGUCAGUUCUUCAGCAUUAUAAUUGACUAUCCCGAUUCCAUUCCGGCUAUAGAUGACUUAAAGAUUUGCAUGGAGAAAAUAGAUAUGCGAGUCUACCUCACUGAAUCCCUUAGGAACUCGCUAGAGGCAAGGAUUCUGCAUCCUGGAGUCAACACCAUGGACAUAUUAACGGGUUACGUGGCAGCCAUCAAAGCUAUUCGCCAUCUGGAUAGUACCGGAGUCAUCUUAGAGAUGGUAACUGCUCCAAUCAAAGAUUACCUGCGGAAACGAAACGACACAGUGCGACGCGUAGUCACUGGGUUGACUGAAGAGGGGCCCACGGACUUAUCCGAGGAACUCGCCAAGGGAGAAACAAUUAAGGAAUGCAAGGACUCGGGUACCGAUGAGUUCAGCAACUGGGAAAAUUGGCAACCCGAUCCGUUUGGUAUAGAUGCCAGCAUUAUGCAGUACAACAGCUCGCGGAAGAUGAGAUCGGCCGACAUUAUAUCGAUGGUUGUAGACAUAUACGGCAGUAAGGAGUUGUUUAUGACAGAGUAUCGCAAUCUAAUGGCGGACAGACUGCUGGCCCAGUUAGAUUUUAAUUCCGAAAAAGAAAUUCGAAAUCUGGAACUGCUGAAAAUCCGCUUUGGCGAAUCGCUGCUGCACAGCUGCGAGGUGAUGUUGAAAGACGUAACCGACUCCAAGCGAAUUAACGCGCACAUCCACAGCGAUGGCGACCGAACUGAAAAUCAGUUGUUCGACAUCUCCUCGCUGAUUGUUUCUGCUCAGUUUUGGCCGUCCUUCAAUAAAGAAAGCCUCCAACUUCCUGAGGAGAUUGAGAAUGAGUUCAAGAAGUACACCAAGGCCUACGAGGCAUACAAGGGCAACCGUACGCUCAACUGGCGUACAGUGACUGGCCGUGUAAAUAUUGAAAUCGAGAUCGGUGACCGGACCAUGGAAAUGGUUGUGAGCCCCAUUUUGGCGGUUAUUAUAUACCACUUUCAAACUAAGAAUGAAUGGACUAUCGAGGAUCUUAGUUCCAUUACGAAAGUUCCAGCGUCUGCACUGCGGCGUCGUCUGAGUUUUUGGCAAAACCACGGAUUGAUCUCGGAAACGACACCCGGAAUAUUCACGCUGCUGGAAAAGGAAUCGGAGAAGUCUCAGUACGAGGACAUGAGUCUGGCAGAAGCUGACGAAGAGGAUUUGGAAUCCGCAAUGGCUUCUGCCAGCGAUCAAAGGGAAGAAGAACUCCAAGUUUUUUGGUCCUAUAUUGUUGGAAUGCUCACGAAUCUUGACUCCAUGCCAAUUGACCGAAUCCACCAGAUGCUGAAGCUGUUCGCCUCCCACAGCGGCGGAGUGGAGUUUACUCAGGAUGAGCUGAAACACUUUCUCCAGCGAAAAGUCAGGGAGCACAAGCUAAUAUUCUCGGGUGGAGUUUACCAAUUGGCCAAAUAAGUUUCGGAGAUCCAAAACCAAGUUGCAAACGACUGAAGGAAUCAUGAAAUAAAUAAUGAAUUAACGCG